UUGACAUUGGCAAUUCUCGUAUCGCAUCCGAAAGUACCGCCAUUUGUUCUGCGGAAUUAUGACAUUUUUUACUUUCUCUCGUUGAUGGCGCUUGGCGCGCCCCUGCUCGUGUUCCUCCGCGUUCGAGUGUAUAAAAUCAGAAGUGCACGUGUCUUGCGCCUAAGAAUUCAAUAACGCCGUUGAUGCCUUACUGAACAUCCACAGAUGCAUGUCGUCGGGUGAAAUUAGAUAGCUUCUUGUUCUUUUGAGGAAUGAAUCCUUUCUUUUGAGUGCUUUAAUUUCAUGAGCUUUUCUGUAAUGCUGUAAUAAUGGAUUGCGGUGGCUCAAACUGGUGCUUGCUCCUUUUGGGCUAGAGUCGUUUUGGGUACUCGACAGGAAAGAGAGCAGUCUACUGAAAUCAACUUGUUUUAGGUUGGAAGAACGAUAGUUGUUCUCGUAUUUGAAAUUUGUAUGCUUGUUCUAAAGGAUUGCUUGUUGAUUCCUUUUGAUUGUUCAAUUUUUAUUGGUGUUCAUGCACAGAAAGUUCAUCUUUCGAGAUUCUUUGAUAUGUUCGAUUGAAAUUUCUUUUGCCUCUUGUUUAGUAUAUGCAUGUGGCUUGUUUUGAUAAAAACUACUUUUAUAUGUGUGAUUGAGAACGAAAAAAUUAAGACCGCUCCUUUUGCGUCUUUCUUGGCAAACUGUAGGCUUCUGUUCAAUGCCCUCUUUCCUAAAGUUGUCCAAUUUCAUUAUCGAAAUCAAGAGGCUUGAAUUUCGUGGCAUUUAGACAGAUUAUGUUGUUCAGUAUAACGCUGGAGAAAUUUAUUGAUUAUUUUGAAGGCUCAAUUCCAUAAUUGAGAAUGCUUUACGUAUGUACUCCAUUCCCCAAUGUUACUUGAAAAUAGCUGGACCAAGUUAUUCUCAGGUUGGAAAACAUUGACCAUGCUGUUUGCACAUGAUCACUUCUCACUAAAAGGUAAACAAAUUGAAAUAGAAGGCAGGUUCUUAGGUGUUCAACUGUUAUGAAUCAGGUUUUGGAUGUCGUAUCAAGCUCAUAGAUGUUUUGGACUUUCUGUCACCAAGAUCCAUUGAAAAUUUGAUGCUUAAUGAGGCUUAAAGAAACCCUAUUCAGGGAUCCACUGGAGGGGUCAUUCUGAGGCUUAUCUAGGAACUUGUUUGAACUCUGAUCCAGUUUUGAAAGACUAUGAAAGUUGAAAUAGUUUGGUUAAAAAUAGUUGGGGUAGUAAAUCUGUGUGCAUAUGAAAUAUGAUUUACAAAUAUAAUUGUCUUGUGAAACUAGUGUUUCAUGAACUAGUACUUUUCUCUUGUACCUAAACCUUGUCGCAGAGAAAGUUUUCUCUUUAGUCAAAAAGCUAAUUCUGGUUGAACCUUAAGUACACACCUGUGAUUUUAUUAAUGUCUUUGAGUUUUCAAGUGCUUUAUUUGUAACCAACAUUCACCAACUAUUAGCCACAUAUAUGAGUAUUACUAUAAUUAAAUGCUACCAACAGUAAAUGAAUUGGUUGGUACAUCAUAUUUCACAUGCAUAAUUUUGCAUUUAUCAUGCAAACUUAUUAAGCCAUCUACUUCUGCUCAAUUAUUUAGACUUCUAGGGCUAUCUGAAUGAGAAAAUAUUUGUCGCAUGAAAGCUUUCAAAUAUUGAAGGUAUUACCUAUUAUGAAGUAUUUUCUCUAGUUACGGUACAAACUUUUCUUUGUUGCAUUAAUAAAUUAGCAUGAAAUAAAACUUGGGCUGAUGGAUGUGAAAAUUUGUUUUUUUUGUUUUUCAUAAUGAUUUGGAAACAAUUAUUUAUAUGAACCAACCAGAAGGACUUAAUGAAAAGGAUUGCAAGAACUAUAUCUGCAAAAGAAAAAGUCAUCAUAUAUAGCCUGGCAAUCUUGGAGGCAGUGGUAUAAAAGGUUGUAGACUUGCAUUGUUGAACAUGGCUAUUUAUGUAGGUAAUAUCUUUUUUUUUUGUGCUUAUUAUAAAUGUGUUAAUGACUACAUAAUUGUAUUAGCACUUUAUGUUGACGGAUUGAUUGUCAAGUUGUCAAUUCUACGUGAAUGAUCUUGGUGCUGCAAAGAAGGAAUUAAGAAAUGACCAAUAUGUAAGAAUGUGAAGAGAGAGGACUUCUAAAUUUUGAAAAGGUCUUUCUGCAGCAACAGUUUAUUAUUUAUUAUAUACAAUGGUGUACAUUGUCGUAAUCACAUAUUUAAUAAGUAAAAGUUGUAAAACAUUCCAUGAUUUUAAGCUUUAAUGAGAAAACUUGGCAUUUCUCAAAAAUAUAUAGUUAUCCGUCAUGAUAGUGGUAGUAAACAAAAAGUAUAGCAAUAGUUGAAGCUCUGAAAAAAGCUGGAUCUGGUUAGCAGAUUUAGUAAGUGAACCUCGCAUUUCUCAAGAUUGUGAAGUCAUAUAUUAUGGUAACAAGUAACAACAAUGGUAUGGAGUAGGAUCCAAUUAAGGCAUUGACAAAGCUGGGAAACUGUUAAUUUGUCUCAGUAGGCUCCCAUUUCUCAUUACAAGGAGUACCAUAAUAGAAGUUCAAAUACAUAACUAGGGAUUGUUGGGCAACUGGAAUUGACAUCGUAAUUGUGAAUUAUGAGUGUCAGGUAUGACUUACCAACCAAUUCAUUUAUCGAUGAUAAGUAAACAAAAAAGUUUGAAUUUAUUAUGGUAAAACAUACGUGUGUGGAUACUAGUUCGGAAAUCUUGUCAAUAACUAAGACUCUUGCAAUCUCAAAGAUAUCAAUGGAACCAGAGGAAUUAGUCUGCCUGCUGGUUAAGUGAGCAAAAGCUUCUUGAUCCCUUGGAGGAUAUAGGGCUUUGGCAGGGUGAGUUCAAAAUAUUUGAGCGAUGAGAGUUUAGGUGGAACUGAAGAUUAUCUAUGUCAACUGUCAAGUUCAUCCUAAUUAUUGAAUUCAAGUGCGAUUGUUCCUUCUGUACUGAUAAUGCCUUGGGACACCUGCACAAUUAUAUAUCAUUAUAAAAUCAUAUUGGUCCUCUUGUGAACAUAUGCUAUAAAAGCUUGUUAAUCAUGUGUAUAUGCUUUAAUUGUAUUAUUUUGCAUUUGCUUUGCUAUAAUUGUUAUAACCUUAUAUUCUUGUAAAAAGCUUAGUUAUGUAGCAUCAUAUUCACAAGGUGAUGUCUAAUUGCUUGUAGUAUUUCUCACGAUUUUUUUCUCUUUUAGCAUGUAAAUUAAUUUAGUAUACUAUAUCCUCUUCCAUUUAUUAUUUUUUGAUGCUUGGGAUUUGGAUUCAUAUACCUGAUUGUUAUAGGGUUAUGAGAGUUUCUGUAUAUCUUUUAUGGACUUCAUUUUGAUAAAGUUUUGGUAAAUCCUAUCAAAGUUUUUAUUGUAAAGGAAGGAAAAGGUCCCACUGGUUACUUUCUUCUUUUUAUUUAUAUCAUGCCAUCAAUCUGCUCUUGUCACCCAUGCAGAUGAAUCUGUACUUGUACUUGCCAUUUGAUUUCAGACUUGAGCAAGGCAUAAAAACAACAGAAGCAAGACUACUGCUGAAGUUCAUGUGACGUGUCUGUUGGAAUGGUUUGGAAAAUCAGGAGUGCUGCACAGGUUUCUUGUAUCUGGAACACCCUGAAUAGUAAGUCCUGAAAGGUCAUCUUCAAGACGCACAUGGAUUCUGAUGUUGAAGACAUCAGAAAUAAAGGUACCAUGGAAAGGAAACGGUGUUUGCCUCCAUGGAUGCUGGGGAUAACAGCUGCAGGCAAAGAAAAAACCUCUAUGAUAGCAGCUGGGGAUGACAUCAACGUAUCUGUUGGUGAUGAACAGCUCCAGCAAGUUGAGCAAUCUGAGCAUGUCUCAGGUGGCACAAAGAAAAAUCUGGUAUUACCUCCUGUCAAAGAUGCAAAUGGAAAUACAGUCAAAAGAAUAAGGAAAUCGAGCAAGAGAAUUAUUGAAAAUGAAAAUGUAGUUCAGCAACAUGAGGAUGUGCAUGAAAGAAAGAAGAAACGCGAGAGUGUGAUCACAGGAGAAGAGAACAAUGCUCAAAACUUGAAGAGGAGAUCGAAGACAUAUGGUUGUAGCGGCUUAGAUAGUUCUGCAAGGCUUCCUUCAUCUCAAAGUUGUAGCAGUGACGUAGAGUUGUCUUUGGAUGAUCUGGUGACCAUUGCUGAAGAGUAUGUCAGGGAGGAAGCUGAGAAGGAUGGUGAGAAAGAGGCAGGAAAUGGGCUUCCAUCCAAAAGUUCAUCAAGCCAAUUGAUCUCCAGACAUGUGACGAAAUCAGAGGCAGGUCACAUUGGCAUGGAUUUUAUUAAGAAAAGAAGCAUAGUGAAUGAUGGUCUGCCAAUAGAAAAUAUGCAAUGUACUGCUCCAGUAAUAACUGGCAACGCUGCUGAGGACAUGUUAAAUAUUUUCUUGGGUCCUGCAGUUUGGAAGCCUCGGGAGCACAAGAAGCUAGAACUUGCGGAGUACAUACUACAGAGCCAUAAGCUCAGCGAAAAUCUGAACAAGGGAACCGUUGAGGGUGAAGAGGCUCCUGUAAUGAAAAAGAAGGGCAGUCUUAAAGAAAAGAUAGCCAUGUUUCUGGAUUGAUGAUUGAUGUCUUGCACAAAAAAUGUCUAGAAAAUUUUCUGUACGGUGAUAGUUUGGUCUGUAACUAUGAUGCAUUAUGCAUGUGCUGACUAUAGUCAGUCAUAGUUUUGGAUGUUUCAAGAAAAUGUGCAAGUCGAGUGCUAGUUGUGAAGAGCCUGCCAGAUUUGCCAGUUAGUACUUAUUUUUGUAUUAAGAUCUGGUUGAGGCAGUCGCUUUUGUUUUUCCUUUUAUUGGCGGAGCAAUGAAUAUAUCAUAUUGUAUUAGAA
Molecule: messenger RNA, 4789 nt
Organism: Nymphaea colorata (pocket water lily)
Lineage: Eukaryota; Viridiplantae; Streptophyta; Magnoliopsida; Nymphaeales; Nymphaeaceae
Exons: 2
Coding region: 3606-4523 (305 amino acids)
Source: RefSeq, a predicted model, not a curated record